AUAAUAAACGUCAUCAUCCAUCAUCAUCAUCACAAAAAUAUUUAUCAAGAACACGCCGCUAAUUUACAAAAUAAAAAUUGUUUUAUCUAAAUAAAGGAUACAUUUGGCAAAAUGUUUACUCUAUGGACUUUAAUUGAAGCUUCGCUGCUUUGCUUAAAUGCAGUCUGUGUUCUUCACGACGAAAGAUUCCUUGCUAAAAUUGGAUGGGGCCCAAAUGCCCAACAUCAAGACUUCGGACAACCCUCUAUGAAGUCACAAAUGCUUAACUUGAUUCGUUCCAUUAGAACUGUGGCCAAAAUUCCAUUGAUAUUCCUCAAUAUUGCCGCAAUCAUCAUAAAACUUAUACUCGGAUAGAUUAAUAUAAAACAAACACGAAUAAUAAAUAUUAAGAAAUUAUUUUUUUAAAAAG
This is a messenger RNA of Eupeodes corollae, 409 nucleotides long. Its product is annotated as immediate early response 3-interacting protein 1. Gene Ontology annotation, biological process: endoplasmic reticulum to Golgi vesicle-mediated transport. The record is from RefSeq and is a predicted model, not a curated record. The coding region runs from base 112 to 354 and encodes 80 amino acids. Gene Ontology annotation, cellular component: endoplasmic reticulum membrane; COPII-coated ER to Golgi transport vesicle; Golgi membrane. The transcript has 3 exons. Lineage: Eukaryota; Metazoa; Arthropoda; Insecta; Diptera; Syrphidae.